GUUAAAGCUGGUUCAAGACUUUUACUUUCGUCAUGGUUGAUUAUUAUUGCGGCAGGUGCUACAUUGGUGACAUCAUAUCUAGUUGCAACUGAGAUUUUUUCACCAUCAGGCGAAACAUCUACAUUUAACAGAGUAGUCAACAUGAUUGAAAAGGAUGAAAACUGCUUGAGAUUGCUUGGUUAUUCGGAUUCUGAGAUUGAGCAAGGUGGUAUCAGAUUAAAGGCUUAUGGUGGCAUGUCGCCUGAUCUUUGGACCAGAAACAUUCCUGUGCAAGCUACUAAAUUUUCAGGGAAAGACCAAAAGGAGCAUAUGAUCAUGAGAUUUUUUGUUGAGAGUAACAGAACGGUUGGAGUUGUCAAUUUGGAAGCCAUCGAAGAAAAUUUUAUCAAUCAGGAACUUGUAUAUGUUACGAUAGAUGUGAAAGGACAUAACAGACAUUAUCUGAUCGGUGGACCUCAUUUGUCCUAUGCCCAAAAAAAUUUGAAUCCUUUCAGUUCGCAGGGAUUUUUAGGCGUCAAAUGGGGCUCAAAGAAAGAC
Messenger RNA from Pichia membranifaciens NRRL Y-2026, 537 nucleotides. RefSeq lists its product as hypothetical. Gene Ontology annotation, cellular component: TIM23 mitochondrial import inner membrane translocase complex. Lineage: Eukaryota; Fungi; Ascomycota; Pichiomycetes; Pichiales; Pichiaceae. The transcript has a single exon. Gene Ontology annotation, biological process: protein import into mitochondrial matrix. The annotation marks the transcript as partial. The record is from RefSeq and is a predicted model, not a curated record.